AUGGUGUUUGAGAUUGAAAUUAAAAAGCAACAUCGAGCUCUGGUAUUAUGGUGAUGGUGGAAAUUAAUUAGUAUUAAUAAUCCUAAUAAACAUUAGAGAUAUUCCCAUUUCCAGGUAAGAAUGAAGGGAAGGAGAAUAGCAACAGCAACAAAAGGCCAGAAGCAUGAGGACAAAAUCGUCCAUCAAAUAAAAGAAUCGAAGCGCAUUCAUUUCUCUCUUUGUCGUCUUCGAAAAUCAUCAAAAGCAGGUGCACCCCCCUAACCUUAACCUUUACUUCACCUGCCCCAUUACCCAUUACCCAUUACCCAUUACCCAUCCUUUCCCACUAAAACCCCUUCCCAAUUCCGUUACCGUUAUCCCUUUCUCUCUCCCUCUCUCUCCUUUUUUAUUUAUUAACACUCCUUCUUCACAUUACCCAUCCCUCUCCUUCCACCUAGAAUCCUACUUUUUGGGUCGCAGGAGUGAGAAACGCCAAAAGGGUCUUCACUUCCGCAUGAAGCGUCCACUUUCGUCCGCCGCCGGCGCCGACCGGAAGAUGAAAAAGGUGAAAGCGGUGGAAAGCGAUGACGAAGAGGGUAACGAUGGGAGGAUUGGUGGUGGCCUUGCCAAUUUCGACGAGAAUCUUCUGUUCGAGGUGUUGAAGCACGUGGACGCGAGGACGCUGGCCAUGGCGGGUUGCGUAAACAAACAGUGGCAUAAAACGGCACAGGAUGAGAGACUCUGGGAACUGAUCUGCACAAAGCAGUGGGCUAACACCGGGUGUGGUGAGCAACAGCUACGAUCCGUGGUCCUUGCUCUUGGUGGCUUUCGUCGUCUUCACUCGCUUUACCUCUUGCCCCUUUCCAAGCCUCAAACAUCUUCCUCGGCUUGGGGUCCCAUAUCGCAGGUGAUUCGGUCGAAGCCGCUACCUCGUUUGGGGAAAGACGAGGUUCAUCUCUCCCUUUCACUUCUCUCUAUUCGCUACUAUGAGAAGAUGAAUUGCAAUAGAAGCAGAUGAUGAUUGUUCCUUCCAUUCCACGUGUUGUUCUAAAUCUAAUUUCGGCUUUCGGGUUUUUCUUUUGCUUUUUUUUCAUUUUGUGCGAUUUUUAGAUUUAUGUCGCCAGAUCUGGUUUUUAUUCGGGCAAUUAAUUAGUCUAAGCUGGAUGUGUAAAUUGAGGGGGAAGAGAAGACUGAUGAGAAUGUAUAAUGUUUUGUAUGUACUUUGAUUUGACGAUAAAUAUAUAUUGGGAUCGAAUUAUGAUAUAUUUUUUUUUAUGUUGAGAUUGAAUUGCUUAUUUUGGGGGUUGUGUGAAUAGAUUAGGGUUUGGAUCUGAGGGAAAAAGGGAAUUGAUUUGGUGCUGAAUGAGAAAUGGGUGUGGUGGGUGGAGUUGCCGAAAGGGGAUGAAAGGAGGGAUGGGGGGUCCUGAGAGUGGUUUUUCCGAAUGCGCACAAAGAGACAGACGCCGAGGUCUUAUUGUUGUAUAAUAAAUGUCUGGUACUGCCUAUGUUUUCUGGCUCUUAUUUCGGCCCAAUGGGUAAAAGACACACGAAUGAGUUUGCCCUUCCAUUGGUUCUGCAAAAGCCAAAUUUUUCUUGAGGGACGAUAUUUGUCGCUACGGGGAUCCAUCUUAUUUGUUUCAUUUACUCCACUUUUUUAAUGCAUUACUC
Messenger RNA from Abrus precatorius (Indian licorice), 1647 nucleotides. Its product is annotated as F-box protein GID2-like. The record is from RefSeq and is a predicted model, not a curated record. Gene Ontology annotation, cellular component: SCF ubiquitin ligase complex. Lineage: Eukaryota; Viridiplantae; Streptophyta; Magnoliopsida; Fabales; Fabaceae. The transcript has a single exon. Gene Ontology annotation, biological process: regulation of gibberellic acid mediated signaling pathway. Gene Ontology annotation, molecular function: protein binding. Bases 494 to 997 code for a protein of 167 amino acids.